UUUUCACUUUCAAGUGGCUGUCGAAUUUCUGAUUCAAAAUGCAUUCCAUCCGACAGGCCGCAUGCCGCCUGCUGGCCUCGACGGCUUCAGCGCCGGUGCGAUCAACAUGGACCAGGGGCAGCACCAGCGCCGUCCAGCACACGACUCGCUUCGCCGUGCCCCGACGAACGAACCCCUCCAUAAUCCAGAGCCGAUGGAACAGCCAGGACGCGCAACGGCCGGCGGCGCCGGCGCAGUCUACUACUCCUCUCCCCGAUAGCAACGAAGACUCUACCGCGCGACAAGCGGAGGAUGCGCGCGCGACUACCACUACCGCAGAGACACAUCGCGAGAUCCAACCCGAAGAGAAAUCCCGAGACGGACUAGACCCGCGAGACCGCUCUUCCUCCGGCGACCCUUACUACGAUGCGGUGAGCUUCGAGGCGUCCCACGAGGAUGAAACCCUCGACGACGAGGUGUACCCAAGGAAUUCGCGACACAUGGAGAUGUUCCGCAAGCUGAAGCGGAUGACGGAGCCGAAGGAGACGGUGUUUGUGGGGAAUAUUUUCUUCGACGUUACGGCGGAGGAUGUGCAGCACCGGAUGCAGAAGUUUGGGGUUGUGGAGCAGGUUUAUAUCGUUCGUGAUAAUCGGGGGAUUAGCAAGGGAUUCGGCUACGUCCAGUUUGAUACCGUCGAGGCUGCCGCCCGCGCUAUCCAAGGCAUGCACUUGAAGGUCUUUGAGGGCCGGCGCGCGACGGUCGAGUUUGCGCAGAACAACGUCAACACUCAUAUGGGAAUCCGGAAUCCGUCGAGAACGCUGUAUCUCGGCAACGUGCCGUUCGACGCGACGGAUAAGGACAUCGGCGAGCUCUUCGAGGGUAUUGCCAACGUGGUGGACGUGAGAGUCGCGAUUGAUCGCCGGACGGGGCUGGCGAAGGGCUUCGCGCAUGCUGACUUUCUUGAUGUCGAGAGCGCUAAGAUUGGGUUGGAAAUGUUGCGCCAGAGACGGCCGCAUGGGCGGCGGUUGCGCGUGGACUUUAGCCAUAGUAGCCGGUUGGCGAAUACGGAUGAGAGUAAGUAGGUAUGACUUUGAUAGAGUCAAGUCUGGUAUUGGGAUGUAUAAUAGAUCAUGUAUACUAUCU
Messenger RNA from Aspergillus campestris IBT 28561, 1122 nucleotides. RefSeq names its product nucleic acid-binding protein. The coding region runs from base 39 to 1061 and encodes 340 amino acids. The record is from RefSeq and is a predicted model, not a curated record. NCBI's taxonomy places the organism in Eukaryota, Fungi, Ascomycota, Eurotiomycetes, Eurotiales, Aspergillaceae. The transcript has 3 exons. Gene Ontology annotation, molecular function: RNA binding.